Messenger RNA from Pelagomonas calceolata, 816 nucleotides. The record is from the annotation of a GenBank genome assembly. Lineage: Eukaryota; Pelagophyceae; Pelagomonadales; Pelagomonadaceae.
CCCGACCAUGCGCGAAUUUUGGGGGCUUUAGCCCCCCAUCUUCACCGCAUGAGAGUGCCCUUGUGACUUGUAGGUCAAGCCCGACGGACCGGUGCCCGCGCCGACCUUUGCCUCGGGCGCGUGCCUUUUGUGAGGCCUUGUGUUGGCCUUUCGGUCCCGAUCACAGCCGCGCCGCGAGGCCCAGGCCGCGGUCGUCUGCUCGCACGCUUGCAGACAACCGCGCAAGCAGCGUCGUCUCAAAUGUUCCGCGCGCGGCGCGUGCAAUCUCUCGAGAGCGUGGUAGUAUUUCUACCCCACCGGCACGCCGUCGUCCCGCUUACGCCAUCGACGCGACACGCCAUCGACGCGACCCAUUUUGAAGAAGCGUCGCUUCUCGCGCGCGUCGAACGCGAGGCGCACGCCCGACGCUUCGUGGCGCAGCGCGAGGAGGUUCCGCCCGUAGAGCGCCUCCGGCAGCUCCUGGUUCGUCGCGCGGCCGAGGCCGAGCUCGCGCUUCCAGGCCACCUGGCUGUCGGCCGCGAGGCUCCGCUUCGCGACGCUCAGGAUGGGGGCGCGUUUUGUUUUUAUCGUCCAGCCGUCUUUCGUUGUGUGCUUUUUUGUUAUUGCUUUGCCGGCUGCUAGUGUGGCGGCUUGUUCGUCGGGGUACAUUUUUGCUUUUGUGAGAGCUGCUCUCUCAGUGGUUUUUUGUGCACGGCCGCCGUAGCGCUGGAAUUUUCUUUGCUUUGAGGCUUGGGUUGGUUGAAUGCGAGCCGUGGACGAGCGCUGUGUCUGCGAGGGCACGGCUUUGGGCUGUCCUGGGCUCGAGUGCGCCGUGGG